Dendrobium catenatum is the source of this 1738-nucleotide messenger RNA. RefSeq names its product dihydrolipoyl dehydrogenase 1, mitochondrial. Gene Ontology annotation, cellular component: mitochondrion; oxoglutarate dehydrogenase complex. The transcript has a single exon. Lineage: Eukaryota; Viridiplantae; Streptophyta; Magnoliopsida; Asparagales; Orchidaceae. Bases 279 to 1508 code for a protein of 409 amino acids. The record is from RefSeq and is a predicted model, not a curated record. Gene Ontology annotation, molecular function: dihydrolipoyl dehydrogenase (NADH) activity; flavin adenine dinucleotide binding.
UUGAGAAAUCCCGAUUUGGCUUUCAUUCAUUUUUCAGAUGAAAAAUCCAAAUGUACAUUUUUGAAAGGUUUUGAUGAGUUUAGAAUCAUUGUAACCAAAUGGCGAGAUUUAGUAAAUUUAUCCGUUUUCUGAUGCCUGAUUUUAAAGUGCUGGUAAAAUGAAUUGGUGCUUGGUAUUGCUUAUUCACUCUAGUUUCUGGCUAGCAGUCCUUCAGAAGAGAAUCUAAGCACAAGCACCGCUUAAUAUUUCACUUUCAGGCUCUCCUCCACUCAUCUCAUAUGUACUAUGAAGCCAAACAUGCAUUUGCGAACCAUGGUGUCAAGUUCUCUCAGCUAGAAAUUGAUCUUCCUGCCAUGUUGGCUCAAAAGGACAAAGCAGUAUCAGGCCUUACUCGUGGAAUAGAAGGCCUCUUCAAGAAGAACAAAGUAAACUAUGUGAAAGGCUAUGGCAAGUUCACCUCUCCCUCUGAAAUUUCAGUUGACACACUUGAUGGAAACAAUACCAUCAUCAAAGGAAAAAACAUCAUUAUUGCCACCGGUUCUGAAGUCAAAUCUCUCCCUGGAGUCACCAUUGAUGAGCAGAAGAUUGUCUCAUCGACUGGAGCUCUAUCUUUACAAAAUAUUCCAAAGAAGCUUGUUGUAAUCGGGGCAGGCUACAUCGGGCUGGAGAUGGGCUCAGUUUGGGGACGUCUUGGAUCCGAAGUGACUGUUGUUGAGUUUGCACCAGAGAUUGUACCCACCAUGGAUGCCGAGAUACGAAAGCAAUUCCAACGCAUGCUUGAGAAGCAGAAGAUGAAAUUCCUUCUCAAAACAAAAGUUGUAGGGGUUGACACAUCUGGAGAUGGUGUCAAGCUCACACUUGAAACUGCGGAUGGUGGCAAGCAAAGCACACUUGAAGCAGAUGUAGUUCUAGUUUCUGCUGGUAGAAUCCCUUUUACAGAAGGACUCGGCCUAGAACGGAUUGGCAUUCAGACAGACAAGGCUGGAAGGAUCACUGUUGAUAAAAAGUUCACAACUAGUGUUCCUGGAGUUUUCGCCAUUGGGGACGUGAUACCAGGGCCCAUGCUCGCUCAUAAGGCUGAAGAAGAUGGCGUUGCAUGUGUGGAAUUCAUUGCUGGAAAACAAGGCCAUGUUGAUUAUGACUUGGUGCCUGGAGUUGUGUACACUCAUCCAGAGGUGGCUUCUGUAGGUAAAACUGAGGACCAGGUGAAGGCCACUGGAGUUGAUUACCGUGUGGGCAAGUUCCCGUUUUUGGCAAACAGCAGGGCAAAGGCUAUUGAUGAUGCUGAGGGUAUUGUAAAGAUAAUAGCCGAGAAGGAAACCGACAAGAUUCUUGGCGUGCACAUAAUGGCACCAAAUGCUGGGGAACUUAUCCACGAGGCAGUGCUCGCAUUGCAUUACGGAGCUUCAAGCGAAGACAUCGCUCGCACAUGCCAUGCCCAUCCGACAAUGAGCGAGGCAUUGAAGGAGGCGGCCAUGGCUACUUAUGACAAGCCCAUUCAUAUCUAAUGUGAGUCUGUUUAUUUCUUUAUCUUGCAAUUGUGUUGAAAUAAUUCUGGGAUUAAGUAAUAGGAGACCUCAUUUAAAGUUAUCAUUUCUCUUGCAAUAUUCAUUCGAGAAUGAAAUUUUGUGGGAUCUUUCUCUUCUGCUCAUUGAGAAUUUUUUUUUUUUAAAUGUCUGAAAACUGAAUGUGGGUAUGUAAUCCAAUGGUGAUAUUUAUCCACCGAAUGCUUUUUUUA